CCCCACUACCUCAGCAUCCUUCCCAGCAGUGAGGGGAAAAAAAGGAGAAGCUAAACAGGCAAAAGUUUUCCUCUGGCUCGCGAAAAGAGGAGUCGACAUGGAUGAAAAAGAGCUGUUUGUGUGAAUAAACGAACAGGACUGGCGAAUAAAACACUCUUCCCACGGUAAAAGAAUGAUAACAUAGCUAGCCCUUUGUGUUGUUUUGUGUGAGAGGACACGAAAACCUCAACUGUGGGAAAGUUUGAAGCAGCGGCUGGCUAUGGCGCGGGAGAGCGAAGACCCGGGGAUGGCCAAAGCUUCAAAAGUUAAAAGGCAAAGAAAGAAGAAAAGCAAGGAGAACAAAACCAGGAUUGUCCACGCAAACAUACUGCACGCUCACGCCAAAGGAGAGGAAAACCCAAACCGACACUAUGCAAACAACAAGAUCAAGACGACCAAAUACACUGUGCUGUCUUUCCUGCCAAAGAAUCUUUUUGAACAGUUUCAUAGAUUUGCCAAUGUUUACUUUGUUUUCAUCGCUUUGCUGAAUUUUGUUCCAGUUGUCAAUGCCUUUCAGCCAGAACUUGCUCUGGCUCCUGUAGUUUUCAUUUUGUCUGUCACUGCCAUCAAAGACUUAUGGGAGGACUACAGGAGACACAGGUCGGAUAAAGAAAUAAAUCACAUGGAUUGUCUGGUCUACAGCAGAGCGGAGGGACGCUACGUGGAGAAGUACUGGAAGGAGGUGCAGGUGGGAGACUUCAUCAGGCUACGAUGUAACGAGAUCCUCCCCGCCGACGUUCUGCUGCUGAGCACCAGUGACCCCGACCGCCUGUGCCACAUCGAGACCGCCACACUGGACGGAGAGACCAACCUCAAGCAGAGGCAGGUCGUCCGCAGCUUCUUUGACCUGGAUUGUGACUUUGACCCCUUGAAGUACAACAGCAUAAUUGAAUGUGAAAAGCCCAACAAUGACCUGAACAGAUUCCGGGGCUACAUAAUCCAUCGAAGUGGCAGAAGAGAUGCACUUUACAAAGAUAAUCUGCUGCUGAGAGGUUGCACCAUCCGCAACACAGAAGAGGCUGUGGGAAUAGUCAUUUACGCAGGUCAUGAGACCAAAGCCAUGCUAAACAACAACGGCCCGCGCUACAAGCGCAGUAAACUGGAGAGACAGAUGAAUGUAGAUGUGUUCUGGUGUGUCAUCAUCCUGCUGGUCAUGUGCCUGUUUGCUGCUGUUGGUCAUGGGCUGUGGAUGUUUCAGUACGGCGAUAAGAGGCCUGUGUUUGACGUUCUUAGUCCAGAGGGGACAGACUUAUCACCGAUCAUGUCAGCUAUUUAUCUCUUCCUUACUAUGAUCAUCGUCUUUCAGGUGCUGAUACCCAUCUCCCUUUUUGUGUCGAUUGAGAUUGUCAAGAUCUGCCAAGUGUACUUCAUCCAUCAGGACAUGGAUCUGUAUGAUGAGGAGACAGACUCUCACCUGCAGUGCAGAGCUCUUAAUAUCACAGAGGAUCUUGGCCAGAUGCAAUACAUCUUCUCUGACAAGACAGGCACGCUGACAGAGAACAAGAUGGUGUUUCGCCGUUGCACUGUGGCAGGGGUGGAGUACUCCCAUGAUGCCAAUGCUAGAAGACUCGCUAUGUACCAGGAGAUGGAUUCUGAGGAAGAAGAAUGUACGUCUCAUGGUGGCACCCUGCCUAGGCGGGACAGUGUGACCAGCCACCAGAGCACCCGGGUGGUGCUACGCUCCCAGAGCACGAAGUCCCACCGCAGGACGGGCAGUAGGGCGGAGGCCAAGCGAGCCAGCAUCCUGUCUAAGCACACGGCCUUCAGCAGCCCCAUGGAGAAAGAUAUCACCCCCGACCCUCAGCUCCUAGACAAAGUCAAUGAAUGCAGCAGCCAGAUGGACUUCAUGCGCUUCCACAGCCAGCCCAUGUCCCAGCUUCCCUCUGAUCUCGCUGACAUCAUAGAUUUCUUCAUCGCUCUCACCAUCUGCAACACGGUGGUGGUGUCUUCGCCCAACCAGCCCAGACAUAAGGUCCGGAUGAGGUUUGAGCUCAAGUCCCCAGUUAAGACCAUUGAGGACUUCAUCAAGCGCUUCACCCCCAGCCGACUGACAUCAGGCUCCAAUAGCAGCAGCUCCUCCAGCCUCAUCACCAACCGUUCCUCCAACAAGGGAUGCUCCAGCAUGCUGUCGUCCCCUUCUGCGGAGAGCACGCUCACCAAACUAGACGAGGAGCAGCCUCCCGGGAGCCUGGAGCACACCUUCAGCCCCAUGCCGCCUUGUUACGACGGGAAGGCGUGGAACGUGGAGGAGGGCGAGCUGCGCUAUGAGGCCGAGUCGCCCGAUGAGGCUGCGCUGGUCUACGCUGCCAAGGCCUACAAGUGCUCCCUCGUCGGACGCCUCCCUGACCAGGUGACCGUGGAGCUGCCACACCUGGGGAAGUUGAGCUUUGAGCUGCUGCACACACUGGGCUUCGACUCCACCAGGAAACGCAUGUCUGUGGUGGUUAGACACCCUCUGACGGAUCAGAUCACUGUCUACACUAAAGGAGCAGACUCUGUCAUCAUGGAUAUCAUCAAAACCCCCGACACAGGAAACUCCAAAGGGAAACGCCAGAAAAAGAUUGUCAACCGGACCCAAAACUACCUGAACCUGUAUGCUGCAGAUGGCCUUCGCACACUGUGCAUUGCAAAAAAGAUUCUGAGCAAAGAGCAAUAUGCCUGCUGGCUGCAGCAUCACCUGGAGGCUGAGACGGCCAUCCAGGGAAGAGAGGAGCUGCUUUUUGAGUCGGCCCUGCGACUGGAGACAAACCUCCAGCUUCUGGGAGCGACGGGCAUUGAGGACCGGCUGCAGGACGGUGUGCCUGAAACCAUAGAUUCUCUGCGGAAGGCCGGCCUGCAGAUUUGGGUGCUGACGGGCGACAAACAGGAGACGGCCGUCAAUAUUGCAUACGCCUGCAAGCUGCUGGACCCUGAGGAGGAGAUCCUGACACUGAAUGCUGAUUCUCAGGAGGCGUGUGCGUUGUUGCUGGAGGAGAGUUUACACUACAUCCAAGCCAAAUUCCUCUGCAGCUCGACAGACCACGCCGCCAAGGCCUUCCACAAUAACUUAGCACCCUUUGAGAUCUAUCCGUCUUCAUCUCCAUCCUCGUCCUCCCAGACCGCACCCUUCAUGGUGCACCAGCUGGGCCUGGUAAUUGACGGGCGGACCUUGGCCUAUGCCCUGGAUAAGAAUUUGGAGGAUAAGUUCCUGGCGGUGGCGCGGAGCUGCCGCUCAGUUCUCUGCUGCCGCUCCACGCCGCUGCAGAAGAGCAUGGUGGUCAAACUGGUGCGGAACAAGCUGAAGGUCAUGACUCUAGCAAUAGGUGAUGGGGCCAAUGAUGUCAGCAUGAUCCAGGUGGCGGACGUCGGUGUGGGCAUCUCGGGACAGGAGGGCAUGCAGGCGGUGAUGGCGAGUGACUUUGCUCUCCCACGUUUCCGGUAUCUCCAGAAGCUCCUGCUGGUCCACGGACACUGGUGCUACUCCCGACUGGCCAACAUGAUUCUCUAUUUCUUCUACAAGAAUGCCAUGUUUGUAGCGCUUAUCUUCUGGUAUCAGUUCUACUGUGGAUUCUCAGGUUCAGCCAUGAUUGACCAGUGGUAUCUUAUCUUCUUCAACCUGAUGUUCUCCGCCUUCCCGCAACUUAUCACUGGCACUCUGGACAAAGACGUGUCAGCAGAGACUCUCAAACAACUACCUCAGCUCUAUGUGAACGGCCAGAACUCCGAGGAAUAUAAGCCAUAUAUGUUCUGGAUGAACAUGAUUGAUGCCUUCUACCAAAGUCUGGUCUGCUUCUUCAUUCCUUACUUUGCCUACGCUGACUCUGACGUGGAUCUGUUUACAUGGGGAACUCCCAUCACCACCCUCGCAUUACUCACCAUUCUGGUGCACUUGGGCAUUGAGACCAAAACCUGGACCUGGAUGAACUGGUUGUCUAUCGCCUUCAGCAUAGCCUUAUUCUUCACAGUUGCUCUGUGUUACAAUGCCUCCUGUCCCACCUGCUACUCUCCCUCCAACCCCUACUGGACCAUGCAGAGGCUGCUGCCGGACCCCCUCUUCUACCUGCUCUGUGUCGUCACGCCAGUAGCAGCACUGCUGCCCAGAUACUUCUACAGGGCGUGUCAAGGCACGCUGUUUCCCAGCCCAGUCCAAGUUGGACGACAGUUGGAUAAACUCCCUGCUGAAACCCGCAGGAACAUCCUCAGCCUCAGCAGGGUGAAGGUGGGGUCACCGCUCAGCCCCAAGCCUCCCUUCCUGUCCCUCACUAAGCCCUCCCCUAAAGGUUGCAAUAAAAAAGACCGGAGGAGCCUUCCCAGAUCCAAGACAUCACAGGGGCCUGUUUUACAGACAGACAGUGAGAUGGGCCUUUCAGAUGUCUCCACAUUAGGUCCUACAGAAAUAGACACACUUCCUUACACCAAAGACACACCUCCAUUCUCGGGGGAGCCACAGCCUCCUUCCACCAAAGACUCGGAGGUUCUAGAUAAGACUUUAGAGCCGUCAGAUCUGAGCGGGUCCAGCUGGAUCACCUCCACGCCCGUGCUCACACAGACAGACAGCGUCCAGCUGAACCUGCCCCCUGAUGGAGACUCCCAGUGUGUCAAAUACACGAGGAACUCUGAGGAAACACUAAAGUCUGACCACAGCGUUCACCCAGCACAGAGGACAGAGCAGGGGGCACAACAGUCGCUGCACACCACCUUGUGAUGUCAUACAGUCUUAAGUAUGUUACUCAAACUCCAAUUUGCACAAUAGUUUUUUAAAGUCUAAUUUUAUUGUAUUUUUCAAGGAGAUUCUUUUAUAAAAGAUACAUAUAGGUACUUUAUAUUUUGGAAGUUGAAAACGUAAGAUAUUUUCAGGGUUUGGGAGAUGGAAGAACUGGAAUAUCUGACAUUUGUUUGUUUUUUUUAUCCUGGGAUUUUAUUUUUAUUUUUUUCUCACAAAGAUGCAUCUCAGAGCUUGAUCAGGUCACUGUGUAAGGAAGAUCAGAGUCGAGACAUUCCACUGCUGGUUUAUUUGGGAGUUUGUUUUCUCUCUUACUGAAAUCAGCUUUGCCUGUAAAUGCAUUAAAACCUGGAUCAGAUGCCACUGUGGCCUUGAAUCAGUGUGGAUAUUCCCGAGAAGAGUCAUUUAUGUAUGUUUUAAAUCCCCACAGAAACUUGUUUCAGUGCAGAUUCUCAAAGAGUUUUAUCUUUACAUAUAUCAGCAAUUAGUGGCAUUGGCUUGUACACAUUUCAGUCCCGUUGCUGGAUUUGCUGUAAACUUUUUGCUAAUUUUUUAAAGACUGAAAAGUGUGUUUAUAGCUGUUGUCACAUUCCACUGAAUAAUUAUGAGAGUUGUUGAGAAAUUGUAGUCUUAAUACACCAAGAAUCAGAAAAGAACCAGAAAUUAUGCUCUGUUUGAGUGGAUGUGUGUGUAACUUUGUGAGUGUGUGUCCGUGUCCAUUGACUCAUUGGAUCUGUUUUAAUAUUGCCAGCAUGUUUCACAUUAAUAGAAUAGUUUGGCCUUUUGGGAAAUAUCUUUAUUUGCUUCCUUACCAAGAGAUCCCAUUUUCAUGUCUUGUCUGUUAAAUAUGAAGUUAGUCAGGAAACAGUUAGCUUAGCAUGAAAGACUAGAAAUGGGGGAAACAGCUAGCCUGCCUCUGUGUAUAUCAUCCUCUUCAAGCUCCUCUAAAGACGAUUAAUUGACAUGUCCUGUUUGCUUAAUCUGUACAAAACCUUCCUGUUGUUGCCUCAACCAGCGGAACCUCUGGGAAGUUGUUGCUCCCGACCAAGAAAUAGUCCAGCAUAAAACCACUACAGUUUUUGUUUGGAAUAAACAAAAGAUAGCGUCUUAAAUAGUGCGCUUUACAAGUGCUAGUGGGCAAGUGUUAGUAUCCUUAGGACAGAGCCAGGCUAGCUGUUUCCCCCAGCUUCCAGUCUUAUCUGGUUUUAGAUUCAUAUUUAACUUACAAACAUGAGACUGAUAUCAAUCAAUGAAGCUGGAGCCAGCAGACGCUUAGCAUAGCAUAGCAGAAAGACUUGGAACAGCUAGCAUGGCUUGCAGCUAGCUCUGCCCAAAGUGAACCAAAUCUGCCUACCAGCUGCUCUAAAGCUCACUAAUUUUUUUUUCCAGUUUUACGGAUUUUGUUUAACCUUUGGACAGAGCCAGGCUAACAGUUUCCACACCUUUUCAGACUUUAUGCUAAGCUAUGGUAAGGUUGUAUUUAGUGUACAGACAUAACAAUGGUAUCAGUCUUGUCCUCUAACUCUACCCAAAGUGUUGACCUAUUCCUUAAAGCACUGUACAGUAGGUUGACAACAAGCUACCAUUAUGUUUCACAAACAAGUUUACUUGAAGAGUUCAUUUCAGCCCAGUCUAAUCUUUUGUACUGCUGGUGCUCAGCUGUAACCCGGGAACUCAAUGGUGAAAGAAUCCCAAAUAUAUGCGGCUUUAAGACUUAAAUUUGCACUUUGAAAGCAUUAUUUUAGAAUUGCCAUUGAGUACUGUUCUGUGCUCGGAUGCAGUAUGAAACGUUUCACACUUUUGAAAGGAAACAUGAUGUCCUUGCCAUCAUGCACAAACUAACUAGUGGAAGUAUGGAAAAUUGGAAAGAUGCUAUUUGUUCACUUGUUUAGCAUUUAAAGCAGCAGCACCUUUGAUAUUUUAUGACUGUUGUAUCUCUUGUGUCAUUGCAGUACAUUUUUGUAAAGUCUUUUACCAAAGAUCAUUUAUAUUUCUGUAUUUGCUAAGCAAAAGUAUGUGCCUUAACACUGGAUCAGAAAUUAAAAAUCUAAGAGUUUGCUUAGGGUGCUGAAGCCGUAUUUGUUUAAAGAUGACGGUGCAUCUUAAGCGGCAUUUUGUGUUGGUGUAGAUGAUAUUCCUGGGGCUACAUGCUAUGUGGUUUCUUUCCUCCCUGUCUGUUUCUGGCAUGUUGUUCACAUUCUGACUCCGCAGUCUGUCCACUUAGUUUUAUAGGUUCUGUCUGUUCUGUGCUUUUGGCAUAACACAUUAUGUGCCAGAAUGAAGCUUGAGCGUAUUCACUGCUGAAUCCCAACAUACCCACUUUCACAAAGUCCUCACAGGAACGUUCGCUCUCACCGCACACAGCCUCGAACAUAUCUGAGCUCAAUGAGUUGAUUUUUCAUUUUGGAUUUUGGUUUCAAGGUAGACCUACUGUAAGUUCCAUGUCUUACAUUGUAGAUUUAACACUCAUAGCGAUAAUUACCUGCUGUUAAAUCGCUGAGUUCAGUGUUAUUCAAGGUAUUAAUCUAGAUAUCUAAUAGAAACAAGGUCACACUGAGUUCUUGGUCUCGCCUCUCUAAAGAAAGCUGGAAGCAAUGAAGAACUCCAGCAGCAAAUCCCCAUCACCAACUGUAUUUUCAGUUUUGUUCGGAUAUACAAGUUUUUAUUAUCAUUUCUUUGUCCUUUGAGUAAUUUGAAAUUACUUGCAUCGUGGCUACUUGUCAACAAAAUUAAAAAUGAUGAUCAUAAAGAUUAUAAUAAUAGUAUAUAAGUAUUUAUCCUUUGCUACCUGUUCAGGAAAAUGUAUUCUCUGCUUAAUAAAAUGUUUCAGUUCCUCAAUUUUA
Molecule: messenger RNA, 7584 nt
Organism: Micropterus salmoides (largemouth bass)
Lineage: Eukaryota; Metazoa; Chordata; Actinopteri; Centrarchiformes; Centrarchidae
Gene: atp10a
Product: ATPase phospholipid transporting 10A
Exons: 21
Coding region: 260-4723 (1487 amino acids)
Biological process (GO): phospholipid translocation
Cellular component (GO): plasma membrane
Molecular function (GO): ATP hydrolysis activity; ATP binding; magnesium ion binding
Source: RefSeq, a predicted model, not a curated record